CGGCCGCGCGCAAGCAUGAUGCCGAACCCAUCUGCGCUGUUGUCGAUUCGUGACCAUGAGGUGUGGUUCAACGACGACCCGAGGUUCGAUGGGAGUUUCCCACGUCAGGUGAUACCGUUUUUGUACCUUGGGAACUUGAACGAUGCUACGAACGCAUACAUGCUGCAUGCGCUCGGGAUCACGCACGUCGUCGCUGUCAGCGAGUGGGCGCUUAUGCCACCACUUAACCUGGAGGCGUCCGCCUCAGAAUCGUCAUGUGCCUAUGCUGGCGUGAACCUGAAUGCGCAGUUUGUCCCUGGCAACGGCCCGCAUGGACAUGGUUCGCUCUUCAUUGAGGAGCAUGAGAUCCGAUUCAAGGUGCUCGACAUAGUGCGAUGAUGGGAUUGACACGCUGGAGCCGCAAUAGGAGCCGAUUUGUGAGUGGAUCGAUAGGGCGCGCCAGGAUGGAGGGAAAGUGCUGGUGCAUUGUCGUGUAGGCGUGUCCCGCAGUGCGACUGUCACGAUCGCAUAUGUGAUGAAGCACCUGAACCUGCCUCUGGUUGACGCCUACUUGAUCCUUUCCUCCCGUCGUCUCUCUGUCUGAUCCAGCCUCAAUGAGACUGCUGUACAACCUCCUCGGAUGGGAGGUCAAGCUGGCAUGCCAGCGCGCAGGCGAUAACGAGCGCAAGCUGCAGGCUGACCUCGCGCGGAGUCUCAACUGACCAUACCUCGCGAAGGAAGUGCACGCGCUCAAUGAGAAGUAUCUGCACUAGUCCGCGGGCCAUAGAGCCCAUUUGUGCUUCCUUCACUGCUUCGAUGGUAGUCUGGGUUGCUGCCUUUGCA
Laetiporus sulphureus 93-53 is the source of this 822-nucleotide messenger RNA. RefSeq lists its product as uncharacterized. The record is from RefSeq and is a predicted model, not a curated record. The coding region runs from base 16 to 378 and encodes 120 amino acids. Lineage: Eukaryota; Fungi; Basidiomycota; Agaricomycetes; Polyporales; Laetiporaceae. Gene Ontology annotation, molecular function: protein tyrosine/serine/threonine phosphatase activity. The transcript has 3 exons. Gene Ontology annotation, biological process: nuclear DNA replication.